This is a messenger RNA of Magnolia sinica, 3411 nucleotides long. RefSeq names its product phosphoenolpyruvate carboxylase 4-like. The coding region runs from base 32 to 3250 and encodes 1072 amino acids. Gene Ontology annotation, molecular function: phosphoenolpyruvate carboxylase activity. The record is from RefSeq and is a predicted model, not a curated record. Gene Ontology annotation, biological process: carbon fixation; tricarboxylic acid cycle. NCBI's taxonomy places the organism in Eukaryota, Viridiplantae, Streptophyta, Magnoliopsida, Magnoliales, Magnoliaceae. Gene Ontology annotation, cellular component: cytosol. The transcript has 20 exons.
UUCUUCCCCGGUUUCAGAAAGCCCCGCUACAAUGACCGACACAACAGACGAUAUUGCAGAGGAAAUCUCGUUCCAGUCCUUCGACGAUGACUGCAAAUUGCUCGGCAGCCUCCUCAACGACGUCCUACAGCGAGAGGUCGGCCAGAAAUUCAUGGAGAAGGUCGAACGAAACCGAGUCCUCGCGCAGAGCGCUUGUAAUAUGCGAAUGGCGGGAAUUGAGGACACUGCUGAAUUGCUCGACAAGCAGCUGGCUUCGGAAAUAUCGAAGAUGACACUUGAGGAAGCCUUGACACUGGCUCGCGCCUUCAGUCAUUACCUCAACCUCAUGGGAAUUGCAGAGACCCAUCACAGGGUUCGUAAGGCACGCAACAUAAACCAUUUAUCGAAAUCUUGUGAUGACAUAUUCAAUAAGUUGAUACAAGGUGGAGUUCCACCAGAGGAGCUUUACAACACUGUCUGUAAGCAGGAGGUUGAGAUUGUUCUAACUGCACAUCCUACGCAAAUUAACAGGCGUACCCUGCAAUAUAAGCAUAUCAGAAUCGCUCAUCUUCUGGAGUUCAACGAUCGACCUGAUCUUAGCCAUGAAGACAGAGAGAUGCUGAUUGAAGAUCUGGUGAGAGAGAUAACUUCAAUAUGGCAGACAGAUGAGUUGAGACGCCACAAGCCUACUCCAGUGGAUGAAGCUAGGGCUGGUCUGCACAUCGUGGAGCAGUCCCUUUGGAAAGCCGUGCCUCAUUAUUUACGCCGUGUUAGCACUGCUCUAAAAAAGCAUACUGGACGGUCACUUCCAUUGACUGCGACACCAUUGAAGUUUGGCUCUUGGAUGGGAGGCGAUAGAGACGGGAAUCCUAAUGUAACAGCAAAAGUCACGAGGGAUGUUUCUCUUUUAUCACGGUGGAUGGCGAUUGAUCUUUAUACUCGAGAAGUUGAAAAUCUUAGGUUUGAACUUUCCAUGAGUAGGUGCAAUGCUAAGAUGGAAAGACUUGCACAUGAAAUUCUACUUAAAGAAACUGCAUCAGAGGAUGAGCAUCAUGAGAGUUGGAACCAGCAACUCAACAGGAACCAUCCAAAGCAUUACACCCAACAAACUUCAGCAUUGCCGACCCAACUUCCAGCUGGUGCAGAUUUGCCUUCAUGCACGGAAUGCAACGACGGAGAAUCUAAAUAUCCCAUACUUCAAUUCCCUGGCACUGAUCACAUGGCGCAUAAUCAUCAGGAUGUUCAAAGUUCGAGUUCAGUGUCUUCAUUCCAAGAUUCUGCUGAAAUUUCCCGCAAAAUAUUUGAAAAUGGAAAUGCAUCUAGCACCAAUUCUCUACCUCCCAUCAAUCUUCAUUCAGCUGCAGGAGGAUCCUCAUCAGCACCAAGUACCCCUAGGUCUUUUAUGUCUAGUCAGCUUGUUGCUCAACGGAAACUAUUAACAGAUUCCCAAAUGGGGAAAUCCAGUUUCGAGAAGCUUCUAGAGCCAAGCCUGCCUCAACGUCCUGGAAUCGCUCCAUAUAGAAUUGUUCUUGGGAAUGUAAAAGACAAGCUUCUGAAGACACGGAGACGGCUGGAACUGCUCCUGGAGGAUCUUCCUUGUGACCAUGAUACACUCGAUUAUUAUGAAACAUCAGAACAACUUCUGGAACCACUGCUUUUAUGCUAUGAAUCCCUGCAAUCAUGUGGGUCUGGCAUCCUUGCUGAUGGGCGGCUUGCGGAUCUGAUCCGAAGGGUUGCUACUUUUGGCAUGAUACUAAUGAAGCUUGAUUUGCGUCAGGAGUCUGGAAGGCAUGCUGAAGCGCUGGAUGCAAUUACCACAUACUUAGAUAUUGGUGUAUAUAGUGAGUGGGAUGAGGAAAGAAAACUGGAAUUUUUAACUAGAGAACUCAAAGGCAAGAGACCACUUGUUCCUCCAACCAUAGAGGUUGUGGCGGAUGUGAAAGAGGUCCUGGACACCUUCCGUGUUGCUGCCGAACUAGGAAGCGAUUCACUUGGAGCGUAUGUUAUUUCCAUGGCUUCAAACGCAAGUGAUGUUCUUGCUGUGGAGCUGUUACAGAAAGAUGCCCGACUCUCUGUCAGUGGGGAGAUAGGGAGACCGUGUCCUGGUGGAACGUUGCGAGUGGUUCCAUUAUUUGAAACGGUGAAAGAUUUGAGAGAAGCUGGUUCGGUGAUCCGGAAGUUGUUAUCCAUUGACUGGUAUCGGGAGCAUAUCAUAAAAAACCACAAUGGACAUCAAGAGGUCAUGGUUGGGUAUUCUGAUUCGGGUAAAGAUGCUGGACGCUUUACUGCAGCAUGGGAACUGUACAAAGCCCAAGAGGAUGUUGUGGCUGCCUGCAAUGAGUUUGGCAUUAAAGUUACACUGUUCCAUGGGCGUGGGGGUAGUAUUGGACGUGGUGGCGGGCCCACUUAUCUUGCUAUACAGUCCCAACCUCCUGGUUCUGUAAUGGGGACACUCAGAUCAACCGAGCAAGGCGAGAUGGUGCAGGCGAAGUUCGGGCUUCCCCAGACAGCGGUCCGGCAGCUAGAGAUCUACACUACAGCAGUGCUACUUGCGACAUUACGCCCCCCACUCCCGCCCAGAGAGGAGAAAUGGCGUAACGUCAUGGAGGAGAUUUCGAACAUUAGCCGCGACCACUACAGGAGCACCGUCUAUGACAACCCAGACUUCAUAAGCUACUUCAACGAGGCAACCCCGCAGGCUGAGCUCGGCUUUCUCAACAUCGGGAGCAGACCCGCUAGACGUAAGGCCUCAACAGCCAUCGACCACCUCCGCGCUAUACCUUGGGUAUUUGCAUGGACCCAGACGCGCUUUGUGCUCCCCGCAUGGCUUGGCGUGGGCGCUGGCCUCAAGGGUGCGUGUGAGAAAGGAUACAAGGAAGACUUGCAAGCAAUGUACAAGGAGUGGCCAUUCUUCCAAUCCACCAUAGACCUCAUUGAGAUGGUUCUUGGAAAGGCUGAUAUUCCCAUAGCAAAGCACUACGACGAAAUGCUAGUGUCCGAGUCCCGGAGAGGGCUUGGCGCGCAGCUAAGGAACGAUCUUUUGACGACAGAGAAGUGUGUGUUGGUGGUGAGUGGGCACGAAAAGCUGUCAGAGAACAAUAGGAGCUUGAGGCGGCUGAUUGAGAGCAGGCUUCCAUAUCUUAAUCCGAUAAACAUGUUGCAGGUGGAGAUUCUGAGGAGAUUGAGGUGUGACGAUGACAACCAUAAGCUUAGAGAUGCACUGCUUAUUACUAUUAAUGGGAUUGCAGCAGGCAUGAGGAACACAGGUUGAUGUUGUAAGACAAGUGCAAAAGAAAGAUCAUGCAGAAUAUAUUAGAAGGGUGAAAAAUCAAUGUGUGGAUUUGUGUUUGAAACUUAAAGAACUGUUCAACUAAGAUUUUCAUAGGAUGCAUAAAAGGUUAUAUAUGUAAUGAGUUGAUGGUGGUUUGAUCA